Sorex araneus (European shrew) is the source of this 1299-nucleotide messenger RNA. RefSeq names its product protein tyrosine phosphatase non-receptor type 20 (gene PTPN20). Gene Ontology annotation, molecular function: protein tyrosine phosphatase activity. Gene Ontology annotation, biological process: protein dephosphorylation. The record is from RefSeq and is a predicted model, not a curated record. The transcript is spliced from 8 exons. Bases 1 to 1299 code for a protein of 432 amino acids. Lineage: Eukaryota; Metazoa; Chordata; Mammalia; Eulipotyphla; Soricidae.
AUGGAGAGUACGCAUCUACACUCAGUGGCUACAAAAGAAGAAGUGGACCUCUGCACGCCUGGACAGAAGACAGCAUUGGUAUUCAGCUCUAGUUCAGUUCAAGGAUUUGGCUCUCUCCUUGGACCAACACGGAAGGCUGUGGGCUGGCAAGGGAUCCAGAACCUCCAUGGUGACUCUGGACAAGAUCAAAUGGAGAAAGUUGACACCUCUCAAACCGAAUCCCCGCUGGACUCCUUCGCUGCCCAGCAAGGGGGCUUAGGAGCUUAUGUGAACAAGGCACUAUCCCUGGAGAACACAAUCCUCAGAGGUUGCGAUGUGGGCACGACUCAGAGAGUCGAUGACAUUAGGAACGUGGUCUGGGAGAGGGCUUGUACAGGUCCACAAAUUGUUUCUGAAGUGGAAUUAACUCAAAUGGGUCUGAUUCAGCCACUAAUACUCAGUAUUAAAGAGCAAUCAGUCAUCACAGAUUCACUUAAAAUGCUUCAGAAAACAGAAUUUGGAAUUUUUCAGGAAUUUAUGUCUUUAGAAUUUAAGAAUAAGCCUGGUGAGUUCAUGUAUGGGAGUAAAUUAAGCAACAGAGAGAAAAACAGAUAUCGAGACAUUCUUCCAUACGAUUCAACACGUGUUCCUCUUGGGGAAAACAAGGACUACAUCAAUGCUAGUUAUAUUAGAAUAAUCAAUUCUGGAGAAGAGUAUUUUUAUAUAGCUACUCAAGGUCCUCUGCCAGGUACCAUGGAUGACUUUUGGCAAAUGGUUUUAGAAAACAACUCUGAUGUUAUUGUGAUGAUAACCAGAGAGCUUGAAGGUGGAAUAGUCAAAUGCCACCACUACUGGCCCAUUUCUCUAAGCAAGCCUUUGGAAUUGAGAAGCUGUCGUAUUUUCCUGAAGAACUACCAGAUGCUUCGAGAUUUUGUCAUUCGAAUAUUUCAAGUUGUAAAAAAGUCUACAGGAACUAGUCAUUUUGUAAAACAAAUGCAAUUCACCAACUGGCCAGACCAUGGCACUCCUACCUCAGUAGAUGAUUUUAUAAAGUAUAUUCGCUAUGUGAGGAAGAGCCACUUUACAGGACCUCUUGUGGUUCACUGCAGUGCUGGCGUAGGCCGGACGGGGGUAUUCAUAUGUGUGGACGUCGUGUUCUGUGCCAUUGAAAAGAACUUGACGUUCAAUAUCAGGAAUAUUGUGUCCCAAAUGAGACAACAACGUCCUGGCAUGAUUCAAACACAGGAGCAGUAUAAGUUUUGUUAUAAAGUUGUGCUUGAAGUUUUACGGAAGAUUGUGUCUAACUUAAAUUGGAAAUGA